GCAGAGACUCUACAAGUGAAUGAGAACUUCGUUCUACGGAACUGAGGUGAAGAACUUCACCAUGGGUCAACAAAUUUCAAACCACACACAAACUGUAAUUAACAAGUUGCCAGAAAAAGUAGCAAAGCAUGCCUCUUUGGUUCAAGAAAGUGGUUUCCUAACGUAUGAAGAGUUUCUGGGAAGAGUAGCUGAACUUAAUGAUGUUACUGCAAAAUUGGCUUCUGGACAAGACAAACAUCUGUUAUUUGAAGUGCAGCCUGGUUCUGAUUCUUCUGCUUUCUGGAAGGUGGUCGUUCGGAUUAUAUGCACUAAAAUAAAUAAAACAAGUGGCGUUGUGGAAGCUUCCAGAAUCUUGAACUUGUAUCAGUUUAUUCAACUUUAUAAAGACAUCACCAGUCAAGCAGCAGGAGUUCUUGCGCAGAGUGGUACUUCUGAAGAAGCUGCUGAGAGUCUGAUGUCUGUUUCAUCUUGUCAGGCCAGCUUCUGGAUGGGAAGGGUUAAACAGUUGACAGAUGAAGAGGAAUGUUGCAUCUGCAUGGAUGGGCGUGCUGAUUUAAUCUUACCAUGUACUCACAGUUUCUGCCAGAAAUGCAUUGAUAAAUGGAGUGAUCGUCACAGGAGCUGUCCUGUCUGCCGUCGGCAAGUGGCUGGAGCAAGCGAUUCUUGGGUGGUUUCAGAUGCACCUACUGAAGACGAUAUCGCUACUUACAUACUUAACAUGGUAGAUGAGGUUGGCCAGCCUCACAGACCCUGACACUGGCCACAAGCUGAUAAUAGCAGAAGCACUUGAAGCUUUCAUUUUCACAAACAUCUGUUUUUACCUCUCGUUGCUGUUCUUCCACAGUCUGUCUUUUGCUUCACUUCUUGGCUGCUGUGCAUCUACGCUGUUCUUUUAAAACACAGGGUAUAUGACCCACUGUAUGUGUGGGCAGUCUUAA
Molecule: messenger RNA, 938 nt
Organism: Nestor notabilis (Kea)
Lineage: Eukaryota; Metazoa; Chordata; Aves; Psittaciformes; Psittacidae
Gene: RNF141
Product: ring finger protein 141
Exons: 5
Coding region: 20-754 (244 amino acids)
Biological process (GO): protein autoubiquitination
Molecular function (GO): ubiquitin-protein transferase activity
Source: RefSeq, a predicted model, not a curated record